Molecule: messenger RNA, 1170 nt
Organism: Dracunculus medinensis (Guinea worm)
Lineage: Eukaryota; Metazoa; Nematoda; Chromadorea; Rhabditida; Dracunculidae
Source: the annotation of a GenBank genome assembly
AUGACAUAUCAGUGCCCAGAUGGAUAUUUUUUGUCGAUGUUCAGCUCGGCGCAUGAUGGAAGUGAGCGAUUUUAUAAAUUUGGUUGCACAAAAUUUUCCGACGUUCAUCUAGCUAUCGAUGAAAAUUGUAAUGUUUCUGAAUCUACUUCACCCGAAAAUGGUGAUCUAUAUCUUAGUUGCGGCAGUGAUCAAUACACAGCUGGUAUCGAAAUCAUUGAUAGUUCAAAAGAAAAUUCAGGAUUAUGGCAAUUACUUUGUUGUUAUAGUGAUUUAAUAAAUAUUCGAAAAUCUGAUUGUAUCGAUACAAAAUUUCUCAAUGAUUUAAGGCGAGCGUCGAGCUUUUCGUCUGGUACGCAGAUUAUUCGAAGAUGGCAGGCGAUGUUAGAAAAUGGAGAUCUACGAUGGUGGCUUCAAGUAUGCCCAGUCGAUAUAGAAAGAAGUAAAGCCUAUCAAGAAUCGUCUAAUGAAAUUCGUGCUCGUCGACAGAUUCCUUCAGAAUGGUCAAGAGGAAGAUUCCCUACAAUGGAAUUGUACCCUUUGUUCAUGAAACAAAAAUAUAUCGAUAAACACAGACAACUACGAUUGUUCGACAGUAAUAAGCGAAUGCAUAUAUUUUCUGAUACUAAAAAUAGCACUAGUAAAAAAUCAACGAAAAAUAAUGGUACAUCUACUGACAUUUCUACUGUCCCAUCGAAUCAUGGACAACCAAAAUUCACUAAAAUUUCGACUAUAACUGCAAAAGUUAAGAAAGAAGAUGGAGCGAUCGAUUAUUACGACGCCUAUGAUGAAAAUUUCGAUAGAAAAAAAUAUGAAGGCCGUGGUGGAAUCCUAAGUGGUGUUUCUGAUCUUUUACAGAAUCUUCAAGAUGGUUUGUCUAUAGCUCAAGCAGCAUUUCCAAAAAAAACAAAUUUAAAAUUAUCGUAUCCAACAAGUACUGAGCCAGCUUUUUUGCUUAGUCAUGACGAAGACAGCUUAAGCAUCAGAAUUAACCACGAGGCUGAUAAAAAUAUCAAUUCAGUCGUCAAUAUGCGAAGGCUUGGACCUUAUCCUGAAAAACCAGAAAAGCCGCAACAAGAGAAGCAGAAUUCAUUAGCUCCAUUAAAAAUUGAUGCUGGAAGUAUACAACAAAUGUUACAGUUUCUCGGGCUUUGUAAUGGUCAUACGUCGUAA